Gavialis gangeticus (Gharial) is the source of this 5526-nucleotide messenger RNA. RefSeq names its product centriolar coiled-coil protein 110 (gene CCP110). The record is from RefSeq and is a predicted model, not a curated record. Bases 100 to 3096 code for a protein of 998 amino acids. Gene Ontology annotation, biological process: centrosome duplication; centriole replication; regulation of cytokinesis. NCBI's taxonomy places the organism in Eukaryota, Metazoa, Chordata, Crocodylia, Gavialidae. Gene Ontology annotation, cellular component: centriole. The transcript is spliced from 15 exons.
AGGGGCGGGCUGUGGCCCCGGUUGCCAGGCGCCGGCGGCUCUGGCGCGGCGGAGCGCGGGGCCGGGAUCCUGGGCGAGAAGGGCCGGCAGUUUAAUCAUAUGAAGAUGGAAGACUAUGAAAAAUUCUGUGAAAAGCAUCUUGCCAGGCUUCAAGGAGAGUUGCUACCAAGAGAAAUCUCUUUGCCUACUCAGCACAAAAAUAUUUCACUUAUCCAGUUCCAUGGCGUUCCUGUGCUUUCACCUUUGCUUAACCUUGAGAGAAGAAAGGAAAUGCAGCAAGAGAAGCAAAAAGCACUGGAUUUAGAGAUCUGGAAGCAGAACUCCAAGAAAAGGGCUUUACUUAAUCGCGUUCAGGAGAUUCUGGAAAAUGUGCAGGUCAGAAAACUCUCCAGUGUGAAUGAUUUGGAUCAAUGGGAAGCUGAAAGUAUUCACCCUAAUUUGGAGUUAAAAGCCUCAGCUGGCUUCUCUACUCUACCAGACAUCAGUUUGCCAAGUUCUACUGCUGACUGUCACGCUACCGAGCUUGAAAAGCCAUUAGAAAGUAUGCUGUCGGACACUAACACCCUGGUUCAAUUAAGCGUGAUAGAAUCUGUUAAAAGCACAGAAGAACUCGUUCUUCCAAAGCAAAGUGAGAGCAGCCCUUCAGAAAACUUAGCUUGCCCAAAGGUUGCAUCCCCUGAUCAAACACAAAAUAUGCUCGCUUUAAAUGCACAUCUGAACAAAGAGGAUAUGGGGGUGCUAACAGUUAAUGAGGAAGUUGCAGAUCCCUAUGUAAUGAGUCUUCAAAAUCUUCUGAAAAAGUCGAGGGAAUACGUAGAGAGAGAACAAACGAGACGUAGCACAAGAACUAAUUUGAAGAAAAGUAUUAAUGAAAGUCAUUCAGAUAAAGAAAAUGAUGCAGUUAAAAGCAGUGAUUUAGUGAAAGAGAAGACAAAAUUUACAGGCAGAAGUUGUACAGGUAUGACACUUGAUAAACCAAGUCUUAAUAAAUCGAAUAUGGUUCUCCAAGGUGCCUCUCCCCAUUCAAAUAGCAUGAGUACUUCAGCCUCAUCCAGUUUUUCCAAAGUGGACAUACCUGUGAGAGCAGGAACACCCCCAGUUUUGGAUUCAGAUUCAGAUGAAGAAUUUAAACAUGUUUCCACCUUUGACCAUGACAGUAGCAUUGUCAGAAGCCUUACAGGUUCCUAUGCCAAAUUACCCAGUCCAGAACCAAGUAUGAGUCCUAAAAUGCACCGAAGACGUCCGAGGCCCUUAUCCAUGGGUCACAUAGUUAUAAAUAACCCUGUAAAUGCCUAUGAAUUAAGUCCUAAAAACAAGGGGAGAGCAACGGACUUGAUCAUACAAGAUGCUGCUGACAAGGCCAACGUGUCUGAACCUGUGCCAAAGUUCACCACAGACUUUGCUAUGCUUUGUUCUAGCAAAGUUCACAAAACGCCUUUGGACACCUGUGAUGGACUGGCGUUUGGCAAAUCAAAUCCAGUGCAUCAACAGUCUGUUAAUCAAUUAGAAAGCAAAGGAGUUCCAGUGUCUGCUACAGUGGAGGGUCAGCUAGUGCUGGAGGGCAGAGGGCUGUACAAGGUGGACAGUGCUACUUGUACUACAACUCCAAAAUUGCACGAGCCUUAUGCAGCUAGUCAGUCCCUAGUAACCCAAAAACUAGUAAGUAUGAACGGACUCAAACCAACUAACUUGCUAGAAAAAAACAAAAGUACUUCACCCAUGGAACUCAAUAAAUCUUAUGAUGUAGAAAACCCAUCUCCAUUACUGAUGCAAAGCCAGCUGAAGCAACAGCAGAUGGAUACUCCAAGUCUUUGUUUUGGAAAUGAACACUUUCAAGAAAAUGGUAUUGAAAAAGUGAAACGUAGGCUGGAUAUGGAUACUGAUGGCUCACAGAAAGAAAACAAGCCAUAUGUUUCAUCAGUUGGAACCGAAGAACAAGAGAGUUGGUGGCUGCAAGAUCAAAGAUGCUCCCUGGGAUCUAUUUAUGUUAACGAGAAUGUAAGCUCAGACAGUACUGCAAAAGAAGAGAUUUUAAAAAAUAAAAUGUUGGCUUUUGAAGAAAUGAGGAAGAGGCUUGAAGAGCAGCAUGCACAACAGCUAUCAAUUCUGAUAGCUGAACAAGAAAGAGAACAGGAGAAACUGCAGAAGGAGAUAGAAGAGCAGGAAAGGAGGUUGAAAGGAAAGAAGAUUGUUACAACAGAAACCGAAAUACCCAAAAUGAAUGUUUCCAGUGGAGUGGAAUUGGAAUGGAGAAAAAUAAGUGAAAGUGGCGUGCUGGAAAGUUUUGCCAACAGCAUCACACCCAAUAGCUUUGCUUCAACAAGUGACACUCCCUUCUACCUCUGGGGGCCAUCAUCUGGUGGAAUGUCAAAAAUCUCAGCAGCCAGGCCCAUUAGUAGAGUCAAGUCCAGGUGGUCACAGGUUUUCAGUCCAGAAGUGCAAAUGAAGUUCAAUAAGAUCACUGCAUUAGCAAAGGGUUUUCUUACUCGUAGGCUCAUGCAAACUGAAAAACUGAAAUAUUUAAGGCAAACUGUCAAGGACACUAUGGAGUUCAUAAAAAAUUUUCAGUCUGAAGCUCCAUUAAAGAGAGGGACAGUUUCAGCACAAGAUGCAUCCCUACAUGAAAGAGUGAUAGCUCAGCUGCGAGCUGCUCUAUAUGACAUCCAUGACAUAUUCUUCAUAAUGGAAGUAUCAGAGAGAAUGAGUAUAUUGCAUCAUGAUCGUGAAGUUCGUAAAGAGAAGAUGCUCAGGCAAAUGGAUAAAGUAAAGACCUCACGAGAGAGAGUGACACUUUCAACAGCGACUCAAAAGUCCCUGGAUAGGAAGAAGUUCAUGAAGGCUGCGGAAAUGGGAAUGCCAAAUAAAAAAGUAAUUGUAAAACAAAAAACAUCUGAAGCCAGAGUUCUUCAGCCAAACCAAGGACAAAAUGCUCCAAUUCAUAGGCUGCUUUGCAGGCAAGGAACCCCUAAGACCUCAGUGAAGGGGGUUGAGCAAAAUAGAAAGAAGUCCUCAGAGAGCAGAUUGCCUAACAAGGCUAUUUCAGGAGUAUAUGCAGGAAGAACCCAAAGAAGGAAGCCAAAUGUUGCGACAAUUUAAGACGACAACACUCGCUGGGAUAAAAAUGUUAAUGUAAUGGUCGUUUUCGUAAUGCCCAGACCUUGGGUCUUUUGUAUGAUUACGGACUCAGAAUUGAUGACAAACAUGCCCAUUUUACGUAACAUUUUGCAAACACCGGCAUAGUCAGUUUUCAUGGAAUGACACUGAAAUAAUCGGGCUACAAUUAAGUUAAUACUCUUAUGAAAAAUUGCAUGUUGUAACUUUAUGUAUCCAGAUGUCUGUAUACUUAUGUCCCCAUUCAAAAUGUUAUGCUAUAGUGCUACCUUAAAAUCAUUUGUAACUUUUUACCACCUCUAAGUCUUCUAGCUCUGAUUCACUUUUUUUACUCUAGAACACAUUUAAAAUUGCAGUUCAUAUGCAUAAUUGCAGUUCAUAUGCCUGCAAAAUGUAGUGGUUGUAUGUACAUGCAUCUUAGGCCUUUUACUAUAAAAUUGGGCAGUUGCAAAAAUACCCAAGUUUACUAAACUGUAACAAUGCUGUGCUUUUCCAUAACUGCACUGAGCAGGAUUACUGAAUGUAUCAUUAUCUGAAUGUGCUAUCCUCUCAAUUUCAGGCAGGAGGCCUGCAUUGUUACUCUUUAUUGUGUGCAAACUUGUAUCCAAAAUAAUUGUUAGCAUAAUCGCAGCUCUUCCAUGGGCUUUACAGAAAUUGCAUCUAUAUGCGCACACAGUGCAUGAUGAAAUUUUUUCCAAGCAAUGUUUCUAUGCUGUUUGUUGCAUUGUCUAAUUCCAAAAUAAACCAUGGACCAAGACGUAGGAGAAAGAUGUGGCACAGACAGUGAAUCGCAUGUAUUUCUAAUGACAACAUUUUAAUGGUUUGCUUCAAAAUCAAGUGAUUGUCCUCUGCAACCAUUAGGAUAAAAAGUUCAUGCUACAAUUUGUUUUGCUUUUGACUUUCCGAAAUUUACUUUAUUUUCUAAACAAGCAACAGUUGUGUAAAAAAUGUAGUUUUGUUCGAUUUUUUUUUUUUUCCCUUUUCAGUCAAGUAACGCAUAAAGCUUGCAACCUUCACAGUUCUAGUCCCCAGACUUACAAGGGUCGACCUCCAUACUCCUGUUUGCCUUGUGCUGUUCAUUGUGGCAGAAAUAGAUACAAACAUACUAUUUUAAAAGGGGAACCGACCAGUAACUUUAAUUCUUGAAUCUUUCCAGGAAAUGUUGCCUUUCUGUAGGUCUAGUCUUAAAAACAUGCAUUUUUCAGUCUUAUAUGGCACAUCUUUUGUGCCACCAGAGCCUUAAAUGUGUAAAAAGGACUGCCUAAGCAUGAGACAAACAGAUGGUUCAAAUUCUGCUGUUUAAACAGAACUCCUGUGGUGUGACACCCCUUUCUUAAAGAGACUUCCUAAAAUUUGUCAUUGGUAUAACAAUAAAAUGGAUCCAAAAAGCACUCUCCAUUAAAUAAUCCAACAUGAAAAAAUAAAAAUUUGGAUUAAUUAUGUGGAGAAAGUAUCUUAACAUUAAGAUGUGUAAAUGAAUGAACAGCACUUUGUUUGGAGGUGCCUUUAAAUCUACUUUUAAUUUAUAUUCACACACUUAGAAUUUUUGUGACUUGUUGCCGCCUUACAAGCAAAGAUUCUGUGUCCUACAGUAUUGUAAACAGAGCCAGUCAUUAACUUGAAAGAGGCAAUACCAAUACAAAGAAACAAUUUGGAGGCUAACAAAGUGCUCAGUGGCUGUCUACGGUGGCCUGAACUUAAAGACUCUGGGUCAGAUCCUCAUAAGAAACAUUGUGAUUUCAACCACCUGAAGGCUUGUCGCUAUGCUUGUAGGCUGUUUGUUCUUUAAUUAUCACUCCGCAAAGGACUGCUUAUAACAACUAGAUUCUUAAGUUCUUAACAGAUUUCUAAACUGUAUUUUGUUCUCAAUUUUUGGCGUUACUCAAAUGUUCAUUUAUUUAUAGAGGGGGAAGAAAUAUUUCAAAUUUAGGUCAACAAGUAGAAACACUUGCAGGUUAUAAAACUUUAGACCACAGCUGAGUGUGCUAUUAUAUGUCAGUGCUAAAGAUUGAUAAUUUUUUUUAAGAUUUCUAUGUGCUGUGUUAUUAGUUAACAAUGUAGGUGAUAUGUUGACAUAAACAUGGAUUCAUUUUUAAUAUUUAAAACAUGAAGGUUUAAUUUGUGUUCAGGUUUGUUAACUAAGCCUUUUUUUACUUUAAGAAUAUUUCAAAGUUUGUGUAAAAGAAACAAAAACUCAUAGCACAAUUUUUUAACUUUCAUAAUGCCUUUCUCUUGACAAGUGCCAGUUUGUUUUUGUAAUUUGAUAUUUUCUGUAUUUAUGCAUAUUUAAUUUUCAGUUCACUUUUUAUUUUGUGUGGAAUGUAAUGUCGUUGUAAAGCGUAUUUAUUUUUUUACUUUAUUUUCAUCAGCCUGUUCUUUCUUUAAACAUACUGCAAAAUAAACUUUUUAAUCUUU